Molecule: messenger RNA, 897 nt
Organism: Periconia digitata
Lineage: Eukaryota; Fungi; Ascomycota; Dothideomycetes; Pleosporales; Periconiaceae
Source: the annotation of a GenBank genome assembly
AUGCACUACGCUUUUGCUCUCGCCGCUCUUGCGGCCACUGCCUACGCUACCGACUCCCCCAGCGAGAAGGAGAUGGCCACUUGGGGUCACGCCAAGGUCGUCAACCGAUGCCCUUACGAUGUCUACCUUUGGUCCAUCGACAAGGAGUUGGGCUGCAACCCCGAGGAUGGCAAGAAGCUGUCCAAAGGCCAAUCCUACAGCGAGAGGUUCAGGCCUGGAAAGAAUGCAGGUGGAAUUUCCAUCAAAAUCUCAAAGUUCAACCAGUGUGGAGGAAAAGAUCAGACCCAGCUCGAGUACAGGAUUGAUCCUUCCGAGGAGUAUGGAGGCAACUACCUCGACAUGUCUUUCGUCGACUGCCUGGGUGGUAACUGCCCUGGCUGGAAGGACGGUUUCUACAUGGCUUCUGGCAAGACGGGUGCCCCAAACACCAUCAAGGCCGCCACUGUGAACAACGAGCACUGCCCCGAGUUCAUGGUUAACAACCCGAUCGAGGCUGCAAAGGUAUCAUACGUCUUGCCCGACGACCGCCAGACCAAAUUCUGCCCCAAGGAGUCCAACCUGGAUCUCUACCUCUGUGGCAGCGAGAAGCCUGGCGCCAGCGACGACAGCGCUCCUUCCGCCGUUCCUUCCUCCUCCACCAAGGCGCCCGCUCCCAGCCAGGCCAAGCCCAGCACUUUCUCCAUUCUUCCCUCGAAGCCCGUUUCCUCUUCGCAAGUUGCUGUUCCCUCGCUGCCUGCCAACGACGACUUCAAGGUCAAUGCUGCCGCUGUUACCGAUGCUCCCAAGGCUCCCGCCCCCGGAGCUCCCGUUGCUGUUACUACUGUCAUCACCUAUGUUACUGUCGAUGCCCCCGCACGCAAGAGGCACGCUCACGGCCGCCGCCACAACCGCGCAUAG